AUGCAUAGUGCUGGUCAACGACAGAAUAAACCGCCUGACAGAUACAAUCCCUCAAGCUAUUAUCACUCCCCUGUACUCCCUGCUACCGAUUUCGACCUCACUAUGAGUAACCCCAACGAGAAAGACUUCUCCCUAACCGAAACAACCACUCCAUCCCUAGCCUCCCUCCAACGGCAGAUAGAUGAUAUGAAUAAGGUCUUCCAUCAACAACUCGACUCCUUUGCCCUUCGGUUUACCGAAUACGAUGAAAAGUUCCACGACCUAUGUACUCGCGUACACAUACAGGGUAACAUCAGUGAUUUAGUAACUAGCAAUGAUAAUUCCCACUCCACCACGUUAAAUGAAAGUAUUAAUCAUAUGAAUAGUGUACAGCGUAGCAUCAACGAGAAAAUUAAAUCACUUUCUGACCGGAUCUGCACUACCGAAGGUCAAGCUUCGAGACUGGCGGCUCUAGAGAAUAGGCUCCAGAACAUUUCCGUCAACCCUCCCCCUUCAACCCAAUUUUCAGUAUAUCAACGCCCCCCUCAAAUAAAUUCUUCCUUACCCCCAAGAUCAACUCAACCACUAGUCACUUCUAAAGUUCUCUCUUCAACCAUUUUACCCAACAUCUCUAAAAUAAAUAGUCUCCCAUGUAAUUCGAUGUCUGCCAUUCCAAAUUGUCAAAAUAAUCCAAACCUCUCUAACAAUAAUAACAUUUCCAAUAGCCUGUCCUACACUUCUGCUAUCUCUCUAGACCCUCACCGCAUCCUUAAGUACAAUGGUCAACUCUCUCCAACCCAUCCCGCUGACUUUCUCGACAAGGUCGAUCAAUAUUUUCUUAUGCAUAAUGUUUCUGACAAAGUAAAAAUUAAUUUUAUCAGUGACAACUUUACCGUCAAGGCAUUACUUUGGUAUAAUACUCUACUUCCCCCUCCCGUAAAUUACAAUGACUUUGUAGAACUGUUUAGAGACUAUUUCUGGUCCCAAAGCCUUCUGCGGUCAAUAUGA
Messenger RNA from Macrosiphum euphorbiae (potato aphid), 987 nucleotides. Lineage: Eukaryota; Metazoa; Arthropoda; Insecta; Hemiptera; Aphididae. The record is from the annotation of a GenBank genome assembly.